Molecule: messenger RNA, 1427 nt
Organism: Silurus meridionalis
Lineage: Eukaryota; Metazoa; Chordata; Actinopteri; Siluriformes; Siluridae
Product: gastrula zinc finger protein XlCGF7.1-like
Exons: 2
Coding region: 144-1121 (325 amino acids)
Cellular component (GO): nucleus
Source: RefSeq, a predicted model, not a curated record
UGGACUGCAGAUGAAUUGAUUGAAUCCAUUCCCACCUCUUUUCCAAUUCAGAUCUAAUCGACUGGAAUCUGUUGAUCCUCUCAGUCUUCUGUGCCUACGUCAUAUAUGAUUCCUCAGCAAGAACACCCAGAGAUACCACUCGAAUGAAGUCUGAGAAGAUGAAAUGUGAGAAUCAGGAACCCCACAGAGAAAGCCCCAGCAGUGCUCAGAUAUCAUCAGGUUCUUUCCUCAGGAACCACUAUGACAGAAGAGUGAAAAAGCUUCACCAGUGCUCCGAGUGUUGGAAGAGCUUCAGUCAUGUAAGCACACUUAAAGAGCACCGGCGUGUUCACACUGGAGAGAAGCCGUACCAGUGCUCGCAGUGUGGAAAGAGCUUCAGCCAGAAGAGCAACCUGAGGAAACAUCAGAGCGUUCACGCUAAGGAGAAGCCGUAUCGGUGUUCGCUGUGUGGGAAGAACUUCAGCAGCAAGAGCAAUCUUGAGCGGCAUCGGCGCAUCCACACCGGAGAGAAACCGUAUCAGUGUUCGCACUGCGAGAAGACUUUUAUAGAAAGCGGCAGUCUUAUGAAACAUCAACGUGUUCACACAGGAGAAAAACCGUAUCCGUGCUCGCUGUGUUCCAAGAGCUUCAGCACCCACAGCAACCUCCAGCAGCACCUCCGCAUUCACACCGGAGAUAAACCCUACUACUGUCAGGAGUGCGGGAAAUGUUUUCGACAAGGAACCGGGCUCCAGAUCCACCUCCGCAUUCACACCGGAGAUAAACCCUAUUACUGUCUGGAGUGUGGAAAGAGCUUCAGGCAAGGAACCGCCCUGCAGAUCCACCAGCGUGUUCACACGGGGCAGAAGCCGUAUCUCUGUAACGUGUGUGGGAGGAGCUUCAGCAGUCACAGUAAUCUUCAGAGACACCGACGCAUUCACACCGGAGACAAACCAUACUGCUGUUUAGAGUGUGGGAGGAGCUUCAGUCUGGACGAAACGCUGGAGGUCCACCAGCACAGUCACACUGCAGACAAGCCGAGUCAGUGCUCCGAGUGUGGAAACAGGUUCAGCAAGAGGAGGAACGUUCAGCAACACAAACACAUUCACACGGCUGAGGACCAGGAUAUGCUGAAGAACUAGAUCUUCUCUGAAGGAACUUCAUACUCAAUGUUACUGCACUUUCUUACACACAUGCACUGACACUUUAUUAAUUUACACACACACACACACACACCUCAUCACGCAUUUACAGUAUUUUCUGUCUGGAAGGUUCAUCUACACAGAAACCUGUAAACAGUCUGUAAAGAACUCAGAUGUUGUUGGUUUAUCAUUUAUAUUUAGUGUUUAUGAUUUAUGUUGGUUAUUUGUGUGUUUUGUGGUUAAGUUCUUGUUGUUGUGACAUCAGAGUUCCCCCAUGGGGAUUAAUUAAUAAAGAACUUCACUCUA